[Torrubiella] hemipterigena is the source of this 4372-nucleotide messenger RNA. NCBI's taxonomy places the organism in Eukaryota, Fungi, Ascomycota, Sordariomycetes, Hypocreales, Clavicipitaceae. The record is from the annotation of a GenBank genome assembly.
CUCCUUUCAAAUAAGUGUAUGUAGCUGCUUUUGCGCUUUUACCAAUUGAAGUCAAAUGUUUCAACUAGCUAACAUAUCUUCGACAGAUGAUGAGAACUUCGUGGAUAAGAUGAUCUGACAUUAGCCACCCGAUUCCUCCAAACUCUCCCUUCGGGGCUUCAGGGUGGGAGGAUGACAGGAGCGUUGAUAUCAAUGAAAUAGGCGUCUGACACAUUGGCCUUGUUACUUAUCGGACGCGAUGGCAAAAUCUCUGAUUUUAUAACAAAGGACGAGGCUUCUAAACAGGAUAGCAAAGAAAGCGUGGAUUAUUCGUAACGCUUCUCGCUGUCCAAGGUAAGUGAACCCCAUUCUGCGUUCUGGUUUUGGUCCCGCUUCAUUUCUUCCCACGAGUUGCUAUCCAUAACAUAUCACUGGUGUUGUUACAAUUGUAGUCUUCUAUCAAUACAUACUAUGUCUAUUCACCUUCAGCUUUCUUCCAAUAUCACAAUUCAGGUCAUUACCUUGAGUGGAAGGUGUCUGAUUUUCUGGACGCCCCAAAUCCAGCCAAAAUAUACUGCUAUUUGGUUACUAUGAUACGCUCUGUGUUGCAGAAAAAAAAGUAUAAUCUUAAACAGUAUGUGUGAUUAUGUGUAACAUUCUAAGCUACACCGACGUUUUUCGCCUAUACAACCAAACGCCUUUUAGUCUUUGAACGUCGGGAAAAUCAGCAUCUCUCCGCUCCGGUAGCGUUCGUGCCUAUCUCCAAAAGCUCUUCAGCGACUGUUGGCUGAUGUCUUUAGCGGAACGCUUAACGCGCUCACCCACUACAUCCAAUGACGUACCCCUGAAGCGCACCACUACGGCCCCUGGAACGAGGUCACAUCCACUCACCUACUCCCCGCCACCGCGAUUAAUUUGUCCAACGCGCGCUCAGCCUUCUCUCUUCCGCAAACAAAGAACACCACGUCUUAGUACUGUCGCCAAUCUUCAUAAAUCUCGCUAGGCCGAUUCAAAAAGAACAUCGUCCUUAAAUAGUACCUUUAACAACGCCAUUCCUGGCGUUUCACCGGCACCAUGUCGUCCUUUGAGAAGUCGGUUAAGGGUGCAACAAAAAUCAAGAAUGCCCCGCCGAAAGCAAAAUAUAUUGAACACCUCUUGGUAGCCACACAUUCUGGCGAAGCCGGCAUCGCCGAGGUCUUCCGCACUCUGCAGUACCGAUUGCGCGACUCGACAUGGACCGUUGUUUUCAAAGGCCUACUCACAGUGCAUAUCAUGAUCCGUGAAGGCGCGCCAGAUGUUACCUUGGGAUUCAUCGCUGCGCACCGAAGCGUCAUUGCCAUUAGCAGCUUUACCGACGCCCAAACGCAAGGCAAAAACAUCAGACGCUACGCCAAUUACCUUACAGAGAGAGCUAGAGCAUAUCGGGAUACCAAGACUGACUGGGUUCGCACACGAGAGGACAGAUUGGGGAGCUUGUCCGUGGAUAGAGGCUUGCUCCGCGAAACGGAAGUCGUCCUGAAGCAAAUCAUGGCUCUGCUGAAAUGCGACCUUCUUGAUGCCGAACCCGAGACCGAAAUCACACUCGCCGUCUUCCGUCUUCUCGUUUUGGACCUAUUGUCAUUGUUCAAGGUUCUCAACCAGGGAAUGAUUGCCAUUCUCAGCCACUUCUUCGAAAUGUCCAAGCCCGAUGCAGAACGAGCCCAUAACAUCUACCGCGCCUUCACCAAAUGCACCGAAUAUGUUGUCCGGUACUUGUCUGUUGCGCGUAUGCAUGAACAUUCACUGGGUAUCGACAUCCCUUCCUUGCAGCAUGCUCCGGUCAAUCUAGGCCAGCAGCUUGAAGAUUACUUGAACGAUGCUGAUUUUGACGUCCAUCGCCGUCAAUUUCUCGCUGAACAGCAGGCGAAAAAGGCUUCCGGCCGCUCAACUGACGGUCUCCCACCGAAGCUAACACUCAAGUCCGAAAAAGCACCACCCCCAAAUGCCAAGGAUACACCAGCACCUGCUGCUAAGCCUAUUGCUAAGCCUACCGCAUCUGCUUCUGCGCCGCCCGCCAAUGCUGAUCUUAUCGACCUUUUCGAUUCUAUUGAGCCUCAGCAGCCCACAGCAUUGCAGAUGCAAGCCACUGCUCAGCAGCCCAUCGCCACGAGCGUCAUCACGCAGGGCUUGCCCCUCGCGUUCCAACAGCAGCAACCUGGCUUGAUGCCUCAACAGACGGGAUAUAUGGCUGCAAAUCCAUAUGGAAUGCCUCAGCAGCAAGUUCCUGCUAUGCCUGACUUCUCCAUGAUACAACAGCAGCAGCAGCCCCAAAUGCAGCUCCCUAUGCAGACUGGUGCACCGGUGGACAUGUUUGGCCAACAGCCAACCGGCUUCCAAGCCAUGCCCCAGCAGCAGCAGCAGCCGAUGGGAUUCCAGCCCCAAGGUUUAAUCCCUCAACAAACUGGAGCCGCUGCCACAAACCCCUUCCGUCAGUCGAUGAUGCCUACUGGCUCUCCUUUUGGCGCCCAACCCUUCCAGCCACCAAUGCCUCAGCAGCAGCCGCAACAGCAAUCCACCAAUCCAUUUGCUCGCUCGCAAGGGUCCUCGUCGCCAUUCCAGUCUGCUGCGCCGUUGAUGGCUCAACCUACGGGCACAAACCCAUUUGCGCGGAGCAUGGGUUCCCCUGCGCAGACCCAACAGCAGCAACAGCCAGCGCAACUUGCUCCUCAGCCGACCGGCGUUACGAAUCCCUUCCGCCAAGGCGACUUUGUCAAUCACAAUACUGGGAUGGGGUGGCAGCAUAACCAGGCCCCCAUUGGCGGCGGCUUCGACCAGAUUCCGACUGUCCCUGUAUUCCCGCGCCCUACACAGCAGACACCGUGGCAGCAAUAAAACAAGCAUCCCCACAUGUCUGUCGUUACUCAUUUUUGUUUAGUGCUUGUCUUUCUUUUGGGAAAUUAUUCGUUAACUUGUACAGCGCGGCGUUUUGUUAGUCUGAUUUAGGUGCAUAUCAUCCGUCGCUCUUUUGGGCGCUCUACAAAAGCGAGCAGAGCGACAUUACCCAUUCUUAGAGCGGUGUCGUUCGCCGCGUUAAUUGUAAUAGAGAUAACAUUAUGUCCCGCGAGAGCACGUCCUUAUACCAAAGAUGUUAAAAUGUCAUGUUUAAUGCAGAACUCCACGUGCUAAAAAAGAACUAACUAGUUUCUACCAAAACGCCGUAAUGUAUGCUAAUAUUCCGCGCAACAGUUUACCACCACAAUUACUAUUACACCAACUGCUUUAAAAUGGAUCGUCAACAUCCAUACCUCCCACUGCAGUCGUUUUAACUGGCUCUUUUAUAUCCUUUUCAUCGCCAACGAAAACACCCAGUCCUGAAAAUGCUUCGAAGAGGGCCCGAGACAGGUACUCUUCGGAGGAGUAGCCACCGGCUGUAAACUCGGGCGAUGUUCGGACCUUGACCAUCCAUUCGUUCGUGUAUUUGGGCAGUCUGCUUGGGUCAAGGUCGAUGCGUACUGGAGCGAGGCUGAGGCCGUCGUACGGGUCGUAUGGGCCAUUAUCAGCAACAAUAGGGGCUUGUUUAUCGCGGAGACCGCGGAUAGAGAGACCAGACAUCGGCGCAGUGGUAGCUACAACAUUGCGCUGACCGCGUUUCUUGAGCUCAAUCUUCUUCAUGACUUCUGUCGCGUGGCCGAUAUCAGAAUUGACAAGUGUGUCCAAUGCUUCUUCUCGCAAACGUGCGCUCUUCGCCUUUUCAUCAGCGUCAUCCUGCAAAUCUUGUAACCUCCGCUGCCUGGACGCUUCAUUCUCAGCAAUCAGCCGCUUCUGUCGUGCUUCAUCACCCUCGCGUGCGAGCUUCUUAUUCCUUUCAAUAUCUGCCUUGUGUUGGGCCUCCCACUCAACAAGCUUUGCCUCUGCCGUUUUGCGCUGCAAGUCGUUGCCGUUAACAAGAUCAUCAGUGAGGGUCUCGACUUCUUCAAGAUAUGUGUUGUAUGCGUCGAGCGAUUCGAAGUCGUCUUCUACGUUAUUGAAGACGGUCGCGACGCGCCUACGGAUGUCGACCUCGCGCUCAACACCAAGAUCGGAAAAGUAUGCUGACUUGAAGCCUCGUAGGCGCAGCGUCUUAUGGCAUCCAGCGUAGGGGCAUUGGUUGGGUCCGUCUUUGAAGAUGCGCUCGACACAUGUUCUGCACAUCCGGUGAUAGCAUUCUGGGUGGAUGAGGAACUCCAUGUCCUUGUUGAAGUAGCGGGUCGUUUUGCAGACGGGACAUGUCUCGUCGUCUUCGCCUGGCCCAGGGCCGGCAUUUGCGCCAUGCCGUAUCGAAAUGGCGGAAACUGCAGGCAUGGUUGGGAGGCGUGAUGCAGAAUGCCAGAUUCACGUUGGUUUUCGUUUCGAUGUGAGGUUGCAGGGGAUCCGC